AUGCCUGCUCUUCGUGCCCUUACUCCCCCUGCGUCCCCUCCUCUCAAGAAGGGUCUUUCGCUCGCUCCUGCCAGAGCUAGUGCGAAUGACAUUGAGGGCCGACGUCUCAUCGGAACCACCCGAUUCGAGCCUCGGAGCGACAUCAAGAGCAUUUUGAUCACUGGUGGUGCAGGAUUUAUUGGAGGUUGGGUAACCCGCCACAUGGCGGUGCAGUAUCCUGAAUACAACAUCGUCUGCUUUGACAAGCUUGAUGUUGUCGCUUCUCUGUCCAAUGUCAACUGCUUGGACUCUCUGUCCAAUUUCACUUUUGUGCAAGGCGACCUUACGGAUCAGGCGGCCCUCGCCAAGGUUCUUCUGGACCACAACAUUGACUGUGUGAUGCACUUCGCUGCGUGCUCGCACGUCCAGAACUCAUUCAACGAUCCCCUCAGCUUCACUGUCAACAAUGUUGUCGGUACUCAACAGCUCCUUGAAGCUAUUCGUCACCACAAGGGCCCCCAAAAGGGUGAACCGCUUUCUCCAUGUCAGCACCGAUGA
Molecule: messenger RNA, 537 nt
Organism: Penicillium soppii
Lineage: Eukaryota; Fungi; Ascomycota; Eurotiomycetes; Eurotiales; Aspergillaceae
Product: dTDP-D-glucose 4-6-dehydratase-like protein
Exons: 2
Coding region: 1-537 (178 amino acids)
Molecular function (GO): dTDP-glucose 4,6-dehydratase activity
Source: RefSeq, a predicted model, not a curated record